AGAGGGGUGGCCUCUUGCUGGCUGUGGUUCACACGUGUGCCAAGUCCCACCCCUGGGGGCGGGGCCAAGGCUGAGUCUGGCCAGCAUCAGCAGCUCCCUCCUUCCCUCCCAGAACCCAGGUUGGGACAGAGCAGGGCAGGCAAGCCAGGACCCUCUUGUCCCAGGGAAGCACUUGCCAGCUGGGGCGACAGACAUGGUCUGAAGCCCUGCAAGGCUGGAGGCUGCAACUUUGACACUCAGGGUGGCGAGGGACACCUGUCCUCCACAGCCAUGCCUGCCAGCUGCCACUGCCAUGCUCUCUCAUGCCAAGGCCCAUGAUGACACCCAACAGCACCGGGGAGGUGCCUGGCCCCAUUUUCCCAGGGGCCUUGGGGCUCUCCCUGGCCCUGGCCAGCCUCAUCGUUGCAGCCAAUCUGCUCCUGGGCCUGGGCAUCGCCUGGGACCGCCACCUGCGCAGCCCACCUGCCGGCUGCUUCUUCCUGAGCCUGUUGCUGGCCGGGCUGCUCACUGGGUUGGCACUGCCCAUGCUGCCAGGGCUAUGGAGCCGGAAACGCCGGGCCUACUGGCCCUGCCUCCUCCUCUACUUGACCCCCAACUUCACCUUCCUCUCUCUGCUCGCCAACCUGCUACUGGUGCACGGGGAGCGUUACGUGGCAGUGCUGCGGCCGCUCCGGCCCCGAGGGAGCACCCGGCUGGCCCUGCUCCUCACCUGGAUGGCCCCCAUGCUCUUUGCCAGCCUGCCUGCCUUGGGUUGGAACCGCUGGAGCCCUGGUGCCAACUGCAGCUCCCAGACUGUCUUCCCAGCCCCCUACCUCUACCUUGAAGUCUACGGACUCCUGCUGCCUGCCGUGGGGGCUGCUGCCCUCCUCUCUAUCCGAGUGCUAGCCACGGCCCGCCGCCAGCUACAGGACAUCCGCCGGCUCGAGCAGGCAGUGUGCCGCAAUGCACCCUCCACCUUGACCCGGACCCUCACCUGGCGGCAGGCCAGGGCCCAGGCUGGGGCCACGCUGCUCUUCGGGCUGUGCUGGGGGCCCUAUGUAGCCACCUUGCUCCUGUCAGUCCAGGCUUAUGAGAAGCACCCACCCCUGGAGCCUGGAACUCUGCUCUUCUUAUUCUCAUUGGGCAGUGCCAGCGCAGCGGCCGUGCCUGUAGCCAUGGGCUUGGGUGACCAGCGCUACACAGCACCCUGGAGGGCGGCCACCCAAAGGUGGCUGCGGGUGCUGAGGGGAAGACGUUCGAGGGACAGUCGCAGCCCCAGCACUGCCUACCACACCAGCAACCAAAGCAGCGUUGAUCUGGACUUGAACUAGCAGAGGGGCAGAAGCUUCCCUGGUCUUGGCCUCCAGGCGCCUUCCCCAGGUCCCCACCUCUGGAGCAGAAACUCCCCCCCACUGCACCUCACCCAAGGGUCGUAAAACUUCUCUGGGCCUUUAAAGGGUAGGUUCUCAGAGAGCCCAAGGCUGCGAGGGACCAUCCGCCUCAGCAGGCCGGCAGCUGGCAGGGUGAACAAACCACCAGGCGGAGGGCAGCUCUCGAACCUUGACCCUGGAGUGGGACCUGGGAGCCUCAGUCCGCGUGGCCUUCACUAGUUCCUCUUCCGUCCACAAAAUCCACAGACACUGCCUCUGGGAAGUAUAUUUUAUUUACAUUUUUAAAA
Cavia porcellus (domestic guinea pig) is the source of this 1657-nucleotide messenger RNA. It is a transcript of the gene Gpbar1, whose product is annotated as G protein-coupled bile acid receptor 1. NCBI's taxonomy places the organism in Eukaryota, Metazoa, Chordata, Mammalia, Rodentia, Caviidae. The coding region runs from base 303 to 1310 and encodes 335 amino acids. The transcript has 2 exons. The record is from RefSeq and is a predicted model, not a curated record. Gene Ontology annotation, molecular function: G protein-coupled bile acid receptor activity. Gene Ontology annotation, cellular component: plasma membrane. Gene Ontology annotation, biological process: G protein-coupled receptor signaling pathway.